Messenger RNA from Tachysurus vachellii, 6971 nucleotides. Its product is annotated as macrophage mannose receptor 1. Gene Ontology annotation, molecular function: signaling receptor activity; carbohydrate binding. The record is from RefSeq and is a predicted model, not a curated record. Bases 222 to 6701 code for a protein of 2159 amino acids. The transcript is spliced from 50 exons. Lineage: Eukaryota; Metazoa; Chordata; Actinopteri; Siluriformes; Bagridae.
UCAGUUCUGCAGAGAGCAGCGGCUGGUGCACACGCUCUCAGGGAAUCGUGGGAAAAGAGACGUUUUUUUACAGACAUGAGGCAAAACGUCUAACUUUUGAAUUUCUAGAAAGUCUAAAAUUUCUUAACACUGGGACUGAAAUAUACAGAAUUUGUAUAUAACCUGUGAGUUUUAAAUAAAAGUGUUAAUUUCCUGCCUCACUGAGUGAAAAAGAGCAAAGAAUGUUCUUACGCUUCAUCGCACUUUUUGCUCUCGUUCAUUGUGUGCUAGGUGAUUGUGAAACAGGAUGGAGGGAGUACGAGGAAAGGUGCUACUAUUUCUCCACUAAUAAAAUGACAUGGCAUGAGGCUCUAGAGGAUUGUGCGAGCAAAGGAAGUCAUCUGAUGAGCAUCACGAACCUUCACGAGAGGUUGUGGGUCACUACGCAGGUCGGUCACUCGAUAUACUGGAUCGGUCUGAACGAUAUCGCCUCUGAGGGCCACUGGGAAUGGAGCGAUGGCAACAUUUAUUACCCAUAUCUGGAGUACUGGAGACCGGGACAACCAGAUAACCAUAAUGACGACGAGGACUGUGGACAAGUGGACGGGGUCAGCGAAGGUCGCUGGAACGACGAGCAGUGCACAACGCCGAGGCAGUACAUCUGCAAACGAGACAACCCGAACCCUCCCGUGUUGUGUGACGUGGCAAAUCGGUGGGAACAGUUCGGUUCUAACUGCUACAAACUGCACGACAUGCUUAGGAAGAGCUGGAUGUCUGCUCGGACUGAGUGUUUGAAGGAGGGAGGUGACUUGGUGUCCAUCGAAUCAGUAGAAGAAGAGACCUACGUCUUAGGCCUGGAACCGUCCAAUUACGACCUGUGGCUCGGCUACUCCACCCUGAAAUGCACCUCGGUUUCAUGUCAAGUUCAGCCAAACAGCACCUCGUUCAGUUGGUCUGAUGCAGCUUCCUUCAGCUACACACACUGGGCUCCUGGGCAGCCUGAUCUCACCAAUAAACAGAACGGCCUGUGUGCUGGUCUCAUCAAGUCAGGAGAUGAUUACGGAAAGUGGCGAACUCAACUGUGUCGCUCUGAACAUCCAUACGCAUGCAAGAGAGCCUUAAACACCAUUUGCCCACUUGGCUGGAUGAGCUAUAAGGGAAGCUGCUAUUUGGUGGUGACUAACGGCCGCCUGCUGACCAGUUGGCACGAGGCGCUGAGCAGAUGCAGCAGCAUGGGUGCAAACCUUCUGACCAUCAAAAAUGAGGAGGAACAAUACUUCAUCAACGCCAUGCUUCCUGACAUCCACCAGGUCAACAUUCCUGACGUGUGGAUCGGAAUUUCAGAUAUGGACGAGGACGGCAAGUUUCAAUGGGUGGAUAAGACAGAUAUCGAAUUUUCCAACUGGAGCCCUAAUUUCCCAAAGAACACAUAUAAGCUUUGGGACUGUGGUCAGAUUUACACAGGAAAUUACGCUGGGAAAUGGGAGACAGCCAACUGCUUCAAGGUCCAGGCGUACAUCUGUAAGAUGUUGGGGGGUCAGAACGUGAAACCUACACCUCCUCCAGAAUUCCACUGUGACCAGGGAUAUCUACUCUACGGGGAUUACUGCUAUCAGUUUGAAAGCGAGACAGUUAAAACCUGGCAGGAAGCUGAAGACUACUGUCUCUCACAGAACGGACACCUAGUGAGCAUCCACGACCAGGCGACGGUCAGCUUCAUCACAGCUCACAUUACCAGAGCUUCUUGGAUCGGACUGAAUGACAUACAUCAAGAAGGAGACUUUAAAUGGUCUGAUGGAACUCCUUCUGACUUCUUGCCGUGGGGUGAAGGUCAACCCGAUAACUGGCACGACGAGGACUGUGUGCAAAUCCGAGGCACGGAGCACUUUGAGACGGGAAAAUUUAACGAUAUACCGUGUUCUAACACUUAUCCCUUCAUCUGUCAGAAAGGUAAAGGUGUUGGUCCUCCACCAGUUCCACCCACUUCUGGCCCAGGUUGGAAUGAGAAGUGUGGUUCGUGGAUUCCUGACCCCUUUAAUGAUUACUGCUAUCACAUAUUUCCUUUCUCCAUGCGUAAGUGGGCUGAAGCUCGUGCUGACUGUGUGAAUCAGGGAGGCGACCUGGCCAGCAUCACUGAGCCCUUUGAACAGGGCUUCAUUCAGGCUCAAAUCCAGUCGAUUCCGACGGGCGUGUCUCUGUGGAUCGGAGCUCAUGACACGGUCACAGAGGGAGGAUGGGAGUGGAUGGACAGAUCUCCUUUCCGUUACAUUAACUGGUCUCCAGGGAACCCUGAUAAUUAUGACGGUGAGGACUGUCUCUCCAUCUACAUCAACAACGGCUUGUGGAACGACGACAACUGCGAGUAUCGGCGAGGCUACAUCUGCAAACGCCGCGGAAACACACCAGAACCUCCACCACCUCAUGAUGGUUACCUGACAGCGUACACGUGUGAAGGCUCCUCCAUGGUGCUCCACUGUCCCAUGAACAGUGUCAUCAACAUCCAGUCUGCUUUCUACGGCCGCCGCAGUGACAAAAUCUGUCCCUACGUGGGUGGAAGUCAAGAACAUUGCGAGGUCCCGGGAACGUACGAACGUGUCAGGAAGCAGUGUGACAACCAUCAGUUCUGUUUCCUCUACACACACCUGGAUAACGACCCGUGUCCGUCCGUCUCCAAAUACCUGGAGGUGGUGUACAGCUGCGAGCAGGACGUGUGUGUGAGAGGUCUAGGAGUUGAAGAUGGCAGCAUUACAGACUCAAUGCUUUCUGCUUCCUCAUCGAUGGCUGGAAAAGAAGCUAGAAAUGCUCGACUCAAAGGAAACUCCUGCUGGACGCCUUCCAGCACCAGUAACUCCUGGAUCCAGGUGAGCCUGAGCAUGGUGAAGAAGAUCACGGGGGUGGUGAUCCAGGGCUGCCCCACUGCCGAUCACUGGGUGACCAAGUUUAAAGUCCAGACCAGCGUGGACGGCGUCUCCUGGAUCGACUACAAAGUGGACGGGAACAUAGUAGAGUUCUUUGGCACAGCAGACAGAGAUUCUCUCGUUACUCAGCUUCUCGGGAACUCCGUGUCUGUGAAGUACAUUCGAAUCUUACCAACAGAGUGGCACAACCAGGUCGGGCUGCGCUUGGAAAUCCUCGGCUGCACACCUGACUAUGCCAUCAGUUGUAUGACAAUACCCAACUUGGACCACUCUGUAGACAAACUGACUGUCCACUGCCCUGCUGGUUGUGCUGAACAGUUCUACAGUGUGUAUGGAACCACGACUUACCGAGGGGACUCUACAGUAUGUGCAGCUGCCAUCCACGCCGGUGUGAUCCUCAACGAGAUCGGAGGAGACUGCACCGUCCUUAAAGCUCCCGGGCUGGACUUCUACAGCGGCUCCACCAGGAACGGCAUCACCUCCAGGCAAUACAGCGGAUCUUAUUAUGUGUCAUACCAGUUUGCUGAUGGAGAACUCAGAUGUUCUGGAAACGACUGGCAUGAAUUUGGCGAGUUCUGCUACAAACCCUUCACAGACAAGAGGACAUGGCACGAGGCUCAGUCUGCAUGCAGGAGGCACGGUGCUGAGCUCGUCUCCAUCAUGUCCCUGACGGAGCAGAGCUGGCUCCAGAGCUUCCUCUACCUGGCCACCAGUGACGUGUGGAUCGGACUGAAUGAUCUGGAGUUUUCAGGCUUCUUCACUUGGUCAGAUAAACACCAGGUGAAGUUCACUUACUGGGCUCCUGGAGAACCAAACAACCACCUGGGCUUUAAGGAGGAUUGUGUGGAGAUGUACCAUCAGACGGGUCGAUGGAAUGAUGUGACCUGCACUGAACUGAACACCUACAUCUGUAAGAUGCCUAAAGGACAUUACCCUCUGCCCUCCAUUAAACCCACGGUGUACGGCUGCCUUCAGGGCUGGGAUGCUUUUGAGUACUCUUGUUACUGGUUUGAGGAGACAGCCAGGAGCCGUGCUGAGGCCAAGGCUUUUUGUGAGAGUAAAAGCAGCUCUCUGCUCCACAUACUGGACGUGUACGAGCAGUCUCACUUCACAAUGUUUCUGAGCGCUUAUACGGGGAACUGGUCGAUCGGUCUGAGAGCGAGGGGUGAUUUAGGAGGAGUGGAUUAUCAGUGGGACAACGGCGCUGCACUCCUCUACACUCACUGGGACAGAGGCUAUCCUGAUGACAGUAAAGGCGAUUGUAUCACCAUGGUGACGAAGCCUAUCGCGGGUUUCUGGAGAAACCAGAAGUGUGAAGAGUCUCAUCCGUUCAUCUGCGAAUCGGCUAGAGACGGCAUCUCCCCGCCCACUCAUGCCCCGACUCCUCCCCCCAUCGCCGGGUGCGCCGACGGCUGGUCCGGCAAGCCGCACUUCAGGCAGUGCUACAAGCUCUUUACAGUGGAUUAUUCACGCAAAAGAAGCUGGACUAAAGCUCGAGAUGACUGUUUGUCCCGCGGAGCCGACCUCGUCAGCAUCCAUAACGUAGAGGAGGAGACCUUCAUAGCCGACUACACCAAAGGGAAAAGGCAGUGGAUUGGUCUGACCCAAGACCCCACCAAUGGAGGUUAUCACUGGAGCGACGGUUCUCCCGUCACUCACACUAACUGGGGCGACGGCGAGCCGAACGAUCACGGAGGUCGGGAGAACUGCGUGGAGAUGGUAAGCACGACGAACGGCACCUCCUUCUGGAAUGACCUCACCUGCGACGCGCAUCUGGAUUGGGUGUGCAUGAUCGCUAAGGGCAAGACACCCCUCAUCCCCCCAGUAACUCCUCCACCUAUUCCAGCUCCUGACUGCGGAGACAAUGUCGGCUGGAGGAAGAACAACGGCAUCUGUUAUUACUACAACGACACGGACAUCGUGGACUUCCACACGGCUAUGAGCAGGUGCUACAACGAGAAAGCACAGCUUGUAUCCAUCCUAGACCAGCAGGAGCAGACCUUUGUGGUGUCCAUGGUGGGAACAGGAAAGAUCGACGCGGCGUGGAUCGGCUUGCGGAUGUUUGGGGUUAUCGAAGGAGAGUACCUGUGGGUGGACGGGUCUCCGGUGACGUACGUGCACUGGGCUCCCGGAGAACCCAAUAACGCUGACGGAGAGGAGCAGUGUGUACAGAUGCAAAGAACUCCAGGCAUGUGGAACGACGUGAACUGCGGCCGGGACGUCGCAGGCUACGUGUGUAAGAAGCUUCCAGGAGAUCAUCACACUCCACCGCCUCCUACCCCUGCGUGGGAAGGGAACUGCCCUGAAGGAUGGCUGCGUUUCCAUAACAAAUGCUACAUUAUCAAAGGGACGCACAAACACGAUGAAGAAAGAGCAAACUGGACGUACGCACGAGACUGGUGCAAAAGCCGAGGCGGAUACCUCGCUGUGAUCGACGACAUCAACGAGAACGAAUUCGUGGCCAGUUAUCUGAGAGACGCGAGCCACGCGGCGUGGAUCGGUCUGUCUGAUCGGCUGCACGAGGGGAAAUUUGCUUGGAACGACGGUGUGAGUCCCGUCCUGUUCACCAACUGGGCCGAUAAAGAACCCAACAACAACAACGGCGAGGAGCACUGCGUGUCCAUGACUCAUAACCACCUUGUGACGGGUCGCUGGAACGAUGAGAAUUGCGACCAGAGACGAAGUUGGGUGUGCUACAGGAAGAAAUCCAGCAGUCUUCCUCCUCUUCCUCCUCCUGUCAGCCCGUGUCGCUCAGGCUACGUCUCCUGGUAUAAGAACUGCUACAAGCUGGUGACGGAGCCGAAGCCGUGGGACGAGGCGCAGGCCGCUUGUGUGAAGGAAGGAGGAAACCUGGCCAGCGUGGACAUGAGCUACGAGCAGGCCUUCAUCUCAGCAGUGAUGCAGCAGGACAAACAGGACACGUGGAUCGGCCUCAGACGCAAAGAGGACGAUGAGGGGAUGUACCGGUGGUCCGACGGAUGGCCGGUGUUUUACACGCACUGGGGUCCGGGAGAGCCGACCAAUCACAAAGAAGAGGGGUGCGUGAGCAUGCACGGACGUUCCCACUUCAUCCAGGGCACAUGGAAUGACACGGAUUGUAAAGACGCUAAGCCGUACCUCUGCAAGAUCUCACACGAGUCGCCGCCUCCGACCCCACCUCCAGGGGACGGGGAGUGUUUGCCGUUCUGGCAACCGUACGGAAGCUACUGCUACAUCAUAUAUAAUGAGAAGGAGGGUCGCUCCUGGCCCGAGGCACGACACUUCUGUCAGCUGAUCUCAGGGAGCGACUUGGCGUCGGUACACAGCAGAGCCGAGGUGGAGUUCCUCACCAACACCAACAUCACCAGAAUCCAUGACUUAUGGAUCGGACUCGCCAGAGACACCUCAUAUGGCUGGGCCUGGACCGACCUGAGCGCUCUGGGCUUCACCAACUGGGCUCAGGGCGAACCAAGCGGCGGUGGACACAACGGGACACGAGAGGACUGUGUGGAAAUGUACAAGGACGGAAAAUGGAACGACAACAGCUGCUUCGAGAAGAGAGGCUUCGUCUGUAAACGCCGCCAGCAUUAUUCUCCGGAUCAUACAAGCACUACUACUGUGUCUCCAAUCCAUCGAGCAGGCCCGAUCGUCGGCGGUAUAAUCGGAGCUCUGGUGGCCGUGCUGGUUGUUCUGGCCGUGUUUUACUACAUCUUCAGGGUGAAAGGUGUGAAGCUGAGUAGAGUCAGUCUCCCAAGCAGGAGCAAAAAUCACGUGGAUGUGCCCGCCUUCAACAACCCGAACUUUGCCGGCGAAUCUGAUACAUGAAGCGGUGAAGUGGGCGUGGCUAACGGUUGUACAGAAAGCGGCUAAACCACAGGGAAGUUCGAGACGAAAUCGAACCGUAAUUCGUUUGUUUUAGAGUCUAAAUGUUCUUGCGAUCUAAUUAUUCCAAAUUUUAUUAAAGCUAGAAGCAAAAAAAAAAAAAAGAAAAAGAAAAUAUGUUGUACAGUAUAUUUUUCAUUUCUAUUCAUUUUUACCCCUGCACUUGGAUUACAAAGCUUAAAAUAAAAAAAUAAAAAGAUUUGUCUGUUUUUA